Messenger RNA from Cladocopium goreaui, 1464 nucleotides. The record is from the annotation of a GenBank genome assembly. NCBI's taxonomy places the organism in Eukaryota, Dinophyceae, Suessiales, Symbiodiniaceae.
AUGGCGCUUUUUCGUAUGCUGGUGGUGGCCAUCCUUGCGGAGGGCACGCCGCUUUGGGAUGAUAAUUGCGAUAGUUGUGAGGCAGGCUCGGCAUUUUUGCAGUUGGAACUGUCAAAGGACAGGGCGCAUGUGAUUUCAAGUGACUUGCAGGCCUCAAGGUACUGGUUUCCGACCAAGUCCGUCGACAACAACCGCUCUGGUCAGUCCAGCGUGUCCGGACCCUUCCCCCUACAUAAACCUGACACAGCGCAUUGGGAACUCAAUGUGCCUGGGGUCGUUUUCCACCAAGUGCCGAUGAUCGAUGACAAAUUGAACAUUUACAUGGGCAGCGACACGGGCAAGAUCUUUUCUUUUGACAAAUAUGGUGCCAAGAGAUGGGAGGCGAAUGGCACCGGUACGCAUUGUCAAGACCCUUCCCUUUUUGAGGGAAUUCUGUAUACUGCAUGCAGAGAUGGGUCAGUAUUAGCCCUUGAUAUGAUGACUGGCCAGCUCUUGUGGCAACGUAAAAUCUGCAAGGAAUUGCCAUUUGAGCAUUACAGUAUUUCAGUGACGAAGGACCAUAUUUUUUUGCCGGCUGGAGUCAACCAGCACGGUGGCUAUGUAAGUCCCUUUCAUGAGCCACUCGAUAUUGGUUCCCCGGCUGUUGCCUUGCUGCGUCGCGAGGAUGGCCGGCUCGUUUGGAGAGCGAACCUUUCUAAAUGGAAUGCAGUAACGCAAGAACUGACACCAUGUAUGCUGUCGGAUUCAGUGAUUUUCAGUGGGGGUAUGGGAACCAUUUUUCGCCUCAGCCUUCAAAACGGUUCUCUGAUUUGGAAAGUUGAUGUGGGCCCGAACCUGACCACCAGUGCGCAAGUCUCUUGCACUCAAGAUGGAAAAGUGUUUGCAGGCUACGGUGGCUAUAGCGGCAAUGAUGCCAACGACCGCCACGUUGGUGGUUUAUACGCCCUCGACAUUAAAACGGGCGACACGCUUUGGACAAGAUCUUUCCCUUACAGGGUUUACACGCCUGUUGCGGUAGGGGAGAUCCAGGGACAUAAAGGGACAGCUGUUAUUGUCGCUAUGGGAACUCCCGGGCAGUAUCCCAAAAAAACGACAGAGAAUCAUACUCUGUGGGCUCUGGACGCCAACACCGGAGCUAUGAUUUGGUCCUUCAACACGCCAUCCUGCACAGCUCUGGGUGCCCGGGGCGGCACCCUGGAAGAAAUGUGCUGGCCUUUGGCUUGGUCGGCGCCGGUUAUCUCAAAGGAUGGCAUCGUUUAUAUCAACUGGGCCUUCGGCGGUGUCACCUUUGCAUUGCGUGACAUCAACAAAGAUGGCCUGUGUGACCUUCACAACCCCGAAGAAGUCUCCAGCUUUGAUUUCGGCAUUGGCCAUCAGGGAGGUCCUGCGCUGGCCCCUGGUAUGCUUGUGGUGCUCACCUGCCAUGGACCGAGGGCGAUUCUCACUGCAGCUAUAGAACAAUGA